CAAUGUUAGGAGACACUUGGAAAUGGCGGCUAAUGUCAAACAACAACUUGCACAACUUGCAAAUUUAUCACAUUCGAAAGAUGUCAUAGAACGGUACAAGACCAUUCUUGAUGGCAUUUUCAAAGCAAAGGGCUCCCCAGAUUUCAUUGUUCAGCUGCAGACAUUUGUGGAAGCAUUGCUGAAUGAGGUUGUGAGCCUGGUGAUCUCACGCCAGCUCCUGAGUGUGUUCUGUUCCCAACUGCCCCAACUGGAAGAUGUCACUGCCAAGCAGAUUGCUCUCUUCACCCUGGAGAAGGUCCAGGCACGCGUCAUCUCCUUUGAGGAACAGGUGUCUGAUAUUCGUCAACACUUGGCUGAUAUCUAUGAGCGGGAAGGAGCAUGGAAGGAGGCAGCCAAUAUACUUGUAGGCAUUCCCAUGGAAACCGGGCAGAGGCAAUACAAGCCGGAGUACAAGCUAGAGACAUACCUGAAGAUUGCUCGUCUGUACCUGGAGGACGCAGACCCGGUACAAGCAGAGGCGUACAUCAACCGCGCGUCCCUCCUUCAGACUGACUCACAGAACCAGGAACUACAGAUACACUACAAGGCAUGCUAUGCGAGGGUACUGGAUUUCCGGCGGAAGUUUAUCGAGGCAGCUGUGCGUUACAAUGAGCUGUCCUAUAAAUCCCUGGUAGCUGAAGACGAGAGAAUCACAGCCCUGAAAAACGCCCUUAUCUGUACAGUCCUGGCAUCAGCAGGCCAGCAGCGGUCCAGAAUGUUAGCGACAUUAUUCAAAGAUGAAAGAUGUCAAAAGCUACCAGCCUAUAACAUACUGGAAAAAAUGUACCUGGACCGGAUCAUCCGCAGCAGUGAGCUAGAGGAGUUUGCCGCCCUCUUACAGCCGCACCAGAAGGCCGUCACAGCUGACGGUUCCACGAUCCUGGACCGAGCAGUCAUAGAGCACAACCUGCUGUCAGCCAGCAAACUCUACAACAACAUCUCCUUCCCAGAGCUAGGAUCUCUCCUUGACAUCCCUCCAGCAAAGGCCGAAAAGAUAGCGUCCCAGAUGAUCACUGAGAGCAGAAUGAACGGCUACAUUGACCAGAUUGACUCAAUUGUGCACUUUGAAUGUCGUGAGACGCUGCCGACGUGGGACCGGCAGAUCCAAGGUGUGUGUUUCCAAGUGAACAACAUCAUUGAGAAGAUCACAGCCACUGAACCUGACUGGAUGUUGAAAACCAUGGAGGCCCAGCUCACCCAGGCAUGAACACUGACACAGUCUGGUCUGUUGUCUGAUCUGAACACUGGGACAUAGCAAGCCGUCAGGACCUGGUGAUAAUAUGACAAACUUAGUGCUGUAUUAUGGUCCAAAUUCACACAGAUUUGAAAGAGAAUAUAUCAUAUACUAUGUGAUUUAAGCAGCUGUGUAGACUGCAGAUAGCAUGGCUGAUUAUGGUAGAAUCAAGUGUAUGCUCAUAUAAAGCUGUUAAAAUAGAGAAUAAUCUUCUAGAUAUGGUGUUGCAGAUUUUCAAAAAUCUUAAUGUAUUUAAAGAGUUUUUUGAAUACAGCUGUAAUGUUUUGGUCAGGCAUAAAAGUACUGUGUUAUGAAUGAUUUAAUGAAAAUGUAUGGCACAAUGUGGAGCAAAGCCUUUUCUUCUCUUUAUAUUAGAUUUACGCUUUGUUUGUAAAACAAAUGAUAAUCACUUUCAAGAACAACAUGGCAUUCUUUGUUUUGAUACAUCUUUUUUAUUGCAAAGUGAGUGUACUUUUGAUUGUCACUUUCAUUCAUAUCCAUGAACAUUUAAAGUGUUUGUUGUCUUUUUAUGAAAUCUGUGUUCAUUAUUGAUAAUGUCAGAAAUGUUAAAUAAAGCAGUAAUCUUCGUUCAAAAACUUAAUCUUGUGUUAAAAUUCUGUUUGAUGAAUAUUCUUAGAAAUGUACAUUUUUUUGGCUCACUUCUAAGCAUACAUUAAAGUACUCAUAGAUA
Molecule: messenger RNA, 1964 nt
Organism: Mya arenaria
Lineage: Eukaryota; Metazoa; Mollusca; Bivalvia; Myida; Myidae
Product: COP9 signalosome complex subunit 4-like
Exons: 11
Coding region: 23-1246 (407 amino acids)
Cellular component (GO): COP9 signalosome; cytosol
Source: RefSeq, a predicted model, not a curated record